CUUAAUAGUCGAAGUCAUGAUGCAAUACCAAUAAAUUUCUCCCUCGGAGACGUCGGGUACAAAGCGUUUGGUGCUGUUACACCAACUCAAAACCACGGUCCCCAUUUUCGAUCAUCAGACUUUAUUCUUCUCUGGGAUGGUAGAAUUUAUAGCCAUCUUUCUUCUGUCUUGGACGCUCAAUGGCUUCUAGAGGAAAUCUCCGCUUGUGAUGGUUCCAACAACGUCAUAAUUAGUCUCUUUGGCCUCCUACGCGGUCCCUUCGCCUUCAUCCUCAUAAAGAAGUCAGCAAAACGCAUAUUUUUCGGACGCGAUAAAUAUGGUCGGCGUUCACUUGUCUGUAAUUCUGCUAUCUCUCAUUUGGGUAGCCUCAGUCUUUCAGAUGAUGACACCUUUGCAGAGGUUCCAGCGUCGGGAAUCUACGUGGCUUCUGCAGUAUCAGGCGGGGGAUUUCACAUUGAUUCCUGGUAUCCGUGGUCCUCAGAUCAUCUACAAUUUUGGAUCUCGCACCCUCUCAACACGUCGGUGAAACACGAAGCCAUCUCAAACGAUUAUAAGUUGAGAACUCCUCAGGGUGUAGAUGGGCGUGAUCCAGUAAAUGUUCUGAUGAAUCUCCUCAGAGAGGCUAUUGCCGUUCAGGUUCAUCUGCCAACACCCGUCUGUCAAAUGUGUUUUAAGUCAGGUUCUAACUUAUGCUUGCACGCCCGCAUUGGCGUUCUCUUCUCUGGGGGUCUUGAUUCAACUGUUAUCGCAGCUCUGGUUGACAGAAAGUGUUUGAUCGUGACGCAGACUCGACCUCCUCAGACACUGAGGUUCUGCAGUGGCUAUUGUCCAAUUUAUGUGGUAGAACCUCCCCAGCUUCUCAUCGUCUUUACUGUGUCGGCAAAAUUCGUACCAUCCUGUUGUCUCCAUCUGCAAACAUCCUAUUUGCUGAAAAUCUUGCACUUUAGAGGCUGUGAUGAAACCGACUUCCAGCGGCUAUACUCUUCGCCGGAAAGCGCCCCAGAUAGGCAAACUGCACUGAGCAGCUUCGAGGAACUGCAACAUCUGAACCCAAGCCGACAUUGGCAUCUGGUCUUGGUAAAGCUACAUUUCAAAAUUAUUGGUGGACUAUUUUUGAUCAGGAAUUUUCACACUAAGGCACAGGCUGAUGUUUCUGUUGAGGAGGUCAAGACGAUUCGGUAA
This is a messenger RNA of Hydatigera taeniaeformis, 1182 nucleotides long. The record is from the annotation of a GenBank genome assembly. NCBI's taxonomy places the organism in Eukaryota, Metazoa, Platyhelminthes, Cestoda, Cyclophyllidea, Taeniidae.